Molecule: messenger RNA, 5983 nt
Organism: Nanorana parkeri
Lineage: Eukaryota; Metazoa; Chordata; Amphibia; Anura; Dicroglossidae
Gene: MADD
Product: MAP kinase activating death domain
Exons: 39
Coding region: 235-5268 (1677 amino acids)
Biological process (GO): regulation of Rab protein signal transduction; regulation of apoptotic process
Cellular component (GO): cytosol
Molecular function (GO): guanyl-nucleotide exchange factor activity
Source: RefSeq, a predicted model, not a curated record
AACGUCACUGAGCCUGGAGCGCGUUCACGUGAGGCGGAGGGUAGCCGAGUGCGCGCUCGUCUGUGCUGCCAAGCCCUGGACUGACUGCGGCACCGAGUGAGGGAGAAGAGAGGACGGCGGCACGGGGCCCCUGGUGCGUCACUCUGCCGGCAGGUUCCUGCUGGAGUCUCUUUGGUCAGCGAUGGUCCAGUGAGCCAAGCGGUCUGUGAGAUGAUACAGUAGGAAGGUGUGACCAUGGGGCUGAAGAAGAAGCAGCCAUGUCCCAGGUUGCUGGAUUACCUGGUGAUCGUAGGCGCAAGGCAACCAAGCAGUGACAGCAUUGCUCAGACUCCGGAGUUGCUCCGCAGGUACCCACUUGAGGACUUUCAUGAUUUUCCCCUGCCUCCCGACGUAGUAUUCUUCUGCCAGCCGGAAGGGUGUCUCAGCGUAAGACAGAAGCGCAUGAGCUUACGAGAUGACACUUCCUUUGUCUUCACGCUUACCGAUAAAGACAGUGGAAUUACUCGCUACGGAAUAUGUGUCAACUUUUACCGCUCUUUUCAGAAACGCAUUCCAAAAGACAAAAGCCGCAAGCAGCCCAAGCCAGCCUCGGAGAAUGGGUCCGAGGGCUCUGAUGGAGGCCAACCUUUACAGGUUCCAAGCGCAGAGUCUGCAUCGGAUAUCAAUCACUCUCCUCACCAAAAACGGCUGUCCAAAGGGGUGCAGCGCUCUCGGAACAGCACUCUGACAUCUCUUUGCAUCAUCAGUCACUAUCCAUUCUUCUCUACAUUCCGGGAAUGUCUCUAUACGCUCAAGAGAUUGGUGGACUGCUGCAGUGAUAGGCUGGUCAGCAAGAAGGCUGGAAUAUCGAAGGGUCUCCAAAGAGACACCAUGUGGAGGAUUUUCACUGGCUCUCUGCAGCUGGAGGAGAAGUCCAAUGUUCUCCUGCACGACUUGCGUGAAAUCGAAGCUUGGAUCUACCGUCUUCUGCGUUCCCCAGUUCCUGUACCCGGCCAGAAGAGGGUCGACGUGGAAGUGCUGCCCUUGGAACUGCAGCCAUCUUUGACCUUCGCCCUUCCCGAACCCUCUCGUUUUUCGUUGGUGGAUUUCCCUCUCCACUUGCCUCUGGAGCUUUUGGGAGUCGAUGCCUGCUUACAAGUCUUGUCUUGCAUUCUUUUGGAACACAAGGUUGUUCUGCAAUCCCGAGAUUACAACGCACUGUCAAUGUCUGUAAUGGCUUUUGUGUCCAUGCUUUAUCCACUGGAGUAUAUGUUUCCUGUAAUUCCACUGCUUCCCACAUGUAUGGCAUCUGCUGAGCAGCUGCUCUUAGCACCCACCCCGUACAUCAUAGGAGUCCCUGCCAGCUUCUUUCUCUACAAGUCUGACUUUAGAGUGCCUGAUGAUAUCUGGCUGGUAGACCUGGACACUAACAAGGUUUUAGUACCUACUAAUGCAGAGCAUAUACCCAUCCUGCCAGAACCAGAAGCAUCGGAGCUCAAGAAGCACCUCAAGCAGUGUCUGCACAGCAUGUCCGUGAUCACGCAGCAGCGCCUUCUCGCCUCCGAUAACAAGGCCCUGGCUAGUAUGAGCCUGAACACUCAGCCUAUCCUUAACCUGGACAGAUUCCAUGAGGGCUCAGAGGCUGCCAUGCUCCGACCUCACAGUGAUGCCCAGGGUACCCCUUCGACGGAGUUUAACCCCCUUAUUUAUGGAAACGAUGUCGACUCUGUAGACGUGGCGACACGGGUUGCGAUGGUCCGUUUCUUUAACUCUCCCAACAUGUUGCACGGGUUCCAGUUGCACACUCGCACUCUGCGUCUCUUCCCUCGGCCUGUAGUGGCUUUCCAGUCCUCUUCCUUCCUCGCAUCGCGUCCCAAGGCUACUAACUUUUCUGAGAAGCUGUCCAAAACUCAGGCUGUGGAGUACUUUGGAGAAUGGUCUCUGAACCCCACUAAUUUUGCCUUUCAGAGAAUACACAACAAUAUGUUUGACCCAGCUUCAAUUGGAGAUAAGCCAAAGUGGUAUGCCCACCAGCUGCAGCCCAUCCAUUACCGUGUAUAUGAUGCAAACUCCCAGCUGGCGGAAGCACUCAGUGUCCCUAUAGAGAGGGAUAGUGACUCAGAGCCCACUGAUGACAGUGGCAGCGACAGUGUGGAAUACGAUGACUCCAGCUCUUCUUAUUCUUCACUUGGUGACUUUGUCAGUGAAAUGAUGAAGUGCGAUAUCAAUGGUGACACACCUAAUGUGGAUCCGCUGACGCAUGCAGCCCUGGGAGAUGCCAGUGAGGUGGAGUUUGAUGACUUUCAGGAGUACUCAGGAGAGGUGGAGGAAACUGCUCCCGACAGCGAGAACUCACCUGACCACAACCAGGCACGUUCAGGCUCCAGCACCACUGCCAGCAGCAGUCCAAGUACUGUCAUCCAUGGAGCCAACACGCAAGAAUCUGCUGAUUCUGCCGAGCCAGAUGAGAAGGUUUUCGGUGCGCUGCAGAAUCACCUACCCACCCUGGCACCCACGUUUAACCGCCUAGCGAUGGAACGCCGUGAGAGUGAAUCAUCUGUCGGUGCGGGUGAGACACGAAGGCGUGAAUAUGACAAUCCCUAUUUUGAGCCCCAGUAUGGAUUUCCACCAGAGGAGGAGAAUGAGGAGCGUGAAGAAAGUUAUACCCCCAUGUUUAACCAGACUGUUAAUGGCACCCGAUCUCAGAAGCCUUUGCUUCGUCCUAAUAGCCUGAAGCUGGCCAGCGAUUCUGAUGCAGAAACAGAUUCUCGGGGGAGCUCCCCCACCUCAACUGUUUCCAACAAUAGCAGCAAUAACGAGGGCUUUGGUGGCAUCAUGUCCUUUGCCAGUAAUCUGUAUAAAAGUCAUAGUAGUAACUUCAGUCUGUCAAGCUUGACGCUUCCGAACAAGAGUGGCCGAGAUAAGGCGACCCCAUUUCCGAACUUUAAAGACCAACAGAAAGUGGCAGGGGAAUUAGGAAAAGUAUUUGGGCUAAAUACUAUAAUGGAGAUAAUUGCAGACUCCGGUCCCGCCCCUGCAGAAGCCAGCACCAGGCGGGCUUUGGUCGACCAGAAAUCUUCCGUUAUAAAACACAGCCCUACAGUAAAGAGGGAAUCUCCUUCCCCACAGGGCAGAGCUAACAAUUCCAGUGAGAACCAGCAGUUUCUGAAGGAGGUGGCAAUGAGUGUCCUCGAGGGACAAGGAGUAGGCUGGCUGAACAUGAAAAAAGUGCGCCGCUUACUGGAAAGCGAACAGCUGCGCGUCUUCGUCCUGAGCAAACUGAACAGGUGCAUGCAGACAGAAGAGGAUGCUCGCAAUGAUGUCAUCCAGGAAGUGGAAAUCAGCAGGAAAGUAUAUAAGGGCAUGCUAGAUAUGCUGAAGUGUACGGUGUCCAGCCUGGAACAAUCUUAUGCCAACGCAGGGCUGGGGGGCAUGGCCAGUGUCUUCAGCCUAUUGGAAAUUGCUCACACACAUUAUUACAACAAAGAAGCUGAGAAAAGGAAGCACAGUCCUUCUGUCGAUGGCACUGUGACGCCCGUGUCUAGGGAUUCUGUCACCAUUCAGCGAGGAGAACCUAGACCUACCCCCCAGCUGCCCCCCCAGCAGCUCCUUUCCCGCCCAUCGGGCUCCGCAGGCCGGGGGGCACGAGAGUUUGAUACACGGAGUCUGAAGGAAGAGAAUUUUGUGGCCUCCAUUGAGUUGUGGAACAAGCAUCGGGAAGUGAAAAAGCAAAAAGCUAUGGAUAAACAGAGCACAGAGCAGCCCAAGCAGGUGAUCGAUAGUGCAGAUACGGAAGAGAAGAAGUCUCAGAUUAGUGCGGAUAGUGGCCUGAGUGUCACCUCGGGAUCUCAGCAGCGGAGUGAUUUGGAUGUUGUCAGUACAGGACCUUCCAUUCUCAUUCGAAGCAGCAGUCAGGAUUCUGAAAUCAGCACAGUGGUCAGUAACAGCUCAGGGGAAACACUAGGUGCCGACAGUGAUCUGAGCAGCAAUGCCGGAGACACAUUGGGUGGUCCAGGUGGAGGUCGCCUAUCAGGAUCCAGAGGAGCUGUGUCCGACAGUGAGAUUCAGAUGAAUUCUUUCAGUGGAGCCAUAUUUGGGAAGCCCCAGGUCCUGCGUCCUGGAGAGAGAAUGAGUGGUGUCAGCCCUGCACACCCACCACAAGAUGUCAGCCAGCGCAUUUAUCUGUAUGAGGGGCUUUUGGGAAGAGAUAAGUCCUCAGUCUGGGACCAGCUUGAAGACGCAGCGAUGGAAACCUUCUCACUGAGUAAGGAGCGCUCCACCCUCUGGGACCAGAUGCAGUUUUGGGAGGAUGCUUUCCUUGACGCUGUGAUGCUGGAAAGAGAGGGAAUGGGCAUGGAUCAGGGACCCCAAGAGAUGAUAGACAGGUAUCAUUCCCUGGGAGACCAUGACCGGAAACGUCUCGAGGAUGAUGAGGAUCGCCUUCUGUCUACUCUCUUACACAACAUGGUGGCAUACAUGGUGAUGAUGAAGCUAAACAAGACCGAUCUCCGGAAGAAGGUUCGACGUCUGCUGGGGAAGUGUCACAUAGGUUUAACGCACAGUCAACAGAUUAAUGAGCUGCUUGACCGAGUGACAGAUCUGAACGGCCGUGACCUGAGCACUCGCCCCAGUGGUAGUCGUCACAUUAAGAAGCAGACUUUUGUGGUGCAUGCUGGGACUGACACCAAUGGAGACCUGUUCUUUAUGGAGGUUUGCGAUGACUGUAUUGUAUUACGCAGUAACAUUGGAGCUGUGUAUGAACGCUGGUGGUAUGAAAAACUCAUUAAUAUGACCUACUGCCCUAAGACAAAAGUGCUCUGUCUGUGGAGAAGAAACGGACAAGAGACCCAACUCAACAAGUUUUUCACCAAAAAGUGUCGGGAGCUGUAUUAUUGCGUGAAGGAGAGCAUGGAGCGAGCAGCAGCACGACAGCAAAGCAUUAAACCAGGUCCAGAGCUUGGCGGUGAGUUCCCUGUUCAAGACAUGAAGACUGGGGAAGGGGGUCUUCUUCAGGUGACCUUGGAAGGGAUUAAUCUGAAAUUCAUGCACAGUCAGGAGCGGAAGGUUUUCAUACAGCUGAAUCACAUUAAAAAGUGUAACACUGUACGGGGCGUCUUUGUCUUGGAGGAAUUUGUUCCUGAAACUAAAGAAGUGGUGAGCCACCGGUACAAGACACCCAUGGCCCACGAGAUCUGCUACUCUGUCCUGUGUCUCUUCUCCUACGUGGCCGCCAUCCGAGGGAAGGAAGCGGAGAUGAAGAACAGACCCCCUCGACCUGUGUCCAGCUGACCUCUCCCCCCCUUCCUAAUAACUGACCUGUGACCACUCACUGAAUGUGUGCGCUAUGCUUCAUCCCUUCCCUGACUGCCGGCUCCGCUGACAGCAAUUCCAUUGGCGAUCUACUGUAACAUUCCUCCUGUACACGGAGGCCGAACAGUCUCCCUUGUAGUGACUUCACCAUGUGUCGUGACUGCAUUUUACAGAUCCCCCUCUGCUUUAGUGUUGUGUGUGUGUUUGUGUGUUUCUGGCCUCUGUGCAGUGAAUACCACACAACUGUUCCAAAACAAGAUCAUCAUUGCACCCCUUCAAGGCCCCGCGUUCUGUUGUGCGAUAGUGUUGCGGUCAACGGCCGCUUGUAUAGGGCCUCUCUGGAUUUGCAGGACCCAAAGGCUUGCAUUCUAGCUCCCACUCUGAGUGCUGUGUCUGAUGUUCAAGCAAAGCAUGCUUCAGAACUUUCCCCCCAUGGGCUGACGGACAGAAAAAAAAACCAUGGACAGCCAUUGCGGGCUUCUAGCGUAUAUAUGUAAAAGAAAAAAAGGUUACCACAUUUCGCAGGCAGGUGUGGAACCUUACGGUACAGAGUGUAAAUAUUAAGGUAUUUGAUGCCCCAUACCAGCCAUUGUCCACCACUGCAUGGAGAGCACUAUGUAAAUAUACCAGUCUUUCUUAUUUAUAGAAUUCUGUACAGAUCCUGAAUGUGCAAUAAACUGGCAUUCUAAUGCUG